UACUCAGAAAGCCUGUGAAUCCCCCACUUACAUUUUAUUUUAAGUUUACUUAGCUGGUUACUUCCAUUUAUCUUGGCUUUUGAGCUUAUUUGCUCUAAUGUGUAAUUUGAAGCCAGGAACAUUUUAUGCUUUGCCUCAAAGUCCACAACUGUUCAAGCAAAUGUUAAUGGUUUCUGGUUUUGAUAAGUAUUAUCAAAUAGCAAGGUGCUUUCGAGAUGAAGAUCUAAGAGCUGAUAGACAACCUGAAUUCACACAGCUUGAUAUGGAGCUUGCUUUCACUCCUUUGGAGGAGAUGCUGAAGCUUAAUGAAGAUUUGAUUAGAAAGGUUUUUCUAGAGAUCAAAGGUGUACAUCUCCUAAACCCUUUUCCUAGGCUUACGUAUGCUGAAGCAAUGAGUCGAUAUGGUUCAGACAGGCCAGAUAUUAGAUUUGAUCUUGAGUUAAAAGAUUUUAAUAACAUUAUGUUUGCAUCUUUAAAAGUUGUUUUAUCAACUUCAAAAGAUUUAUCUGUUUGUUUCCAACCAGCUUCUUUUGUUCUCCCAGCUGCUCUUAUUUAUCUUGUUUCCAACCAGCUGCUCUGCCAUACGCACUUUGGUAUCUACUAUGGAUCCAACAAAUACCGAGCAGUUUCUGAGUCGUUGCUCUGCCAGACCAGGUGA
Prunus dulcis (almond) is the source of this 658-nucleotide messenger RNA. RefSeq names its product aspartate--tRNA ligase, chloroplastic/mitochondrial-like. Gene Ontology annotation, molecular function: ATP binding; aspartate-tRNA ligase activity. Gene Ontology annotation, cellular component: cytoplasm. NCBI's taxonomy places the organism in Eukaryota, Viridiplantae, Streptophyta, Magnoliopsida, Rosales, Rosaceae. The transcript has 5 exons. The coding region runs from base 98 to 658 and encodes 186 amino acids. Gene Ontology annotation, biological process: aspartyl-tRNA aminoacylation. The record is from RefSeq and is a predicted model, not a curated record.